Caenorhabditis angaria is the source of this 942-nucleotide messenger RNA. Lineage: Eukaryota; Metazoa; Nematoda; Chromadorea; Rhabditida; Rhabditidae. The record is from the annotation of a GenBank genome assembly.
AUGUUUGAGGAAAAGUUAUUAGUUGGCAUUGCUUCGGCAGCUUCGACUUUAGCUGUUAUCACAUGUCUUAUUGUGAUUCCAUCGCUUCUCAAUACUAUUAAUGAAAUGCAUAAUGAAGUAAGUUAUUUUUUGUUUUGAAAAGUUGUAAUUAUUUUAUUUUAUUAUCUUCAGGUUCUCGAUGGAGUUCAAGUAUUUCGAGUUGAAACUGAUGCCGCUUGGGUUGAAAUGAUGGAUAUUCAAGUAACAGUUGCACCACCAUCCAAACCAAAACAAAACCCAUUCAACAGUGUUUUCCGUCAAAAACGUGGACAAUUCUCGAGUCUUCCAGCUUGGUGUCAAUGCGAACCAACAAAACCAAGAUGUCCACCAGGUCCACCAGGACCACCAGGUCGUCCAGGACAACGUGGAUAUCCAGGGCAACCAGGACAACGAGGAAGAGACAACUAUCAAACACUUCAUUCAAACCCAUGCCCUCAACGUGAUACAGGGUGUGUUAAAUGUCCAAGAGGCGCUCCAGGAAAUCCAGGACCAGUUGGGCCAGUCGGAAGACCUGGAUUCCCAGGACGACCAGGACAACCAGGAUUCCGUGGAGCUCCAGGAAAACCAGGACCAAUUGGAUUGCCAGGUGUUGCUGGACUUCCAGGAAGAAAUGGACAACCAGGACAUCCAGGACAACCUGGAAAAGAUGGUAGAAGAGGAAAAGGAGCACCUGGACAACCAGGAAGACCAGGACAACAAGGAAGACCAGGACCAAAUGGACAACCAGGAAGACCGGGAGCAUCUGGAACUGAUGGAACAUGUGGACCUGCAGGAAGACCCGGAUCACCAGGAUUUCCUGGAAGACCAGGUUCACCUGGAACUCCUGGAAACCCAGGACUCGUUGGACCAGAUGCCGCAUAUUGUGCAUGCCCAGCAAGAAGUGUUAUGUUCCUCAAACAUUAA